Molecule: messenger RNA, 1649 nt
Organism: Bombus huntii
Lineage: Eukaryota; Metazoa; Arthropoda; Insecta; Hymenoptera; Apidae
Product: metallo-beta-lactamase domain-containing protein 1
Exons: 4
Coding region: 11-643 (210 amino acids)
Source: RefSeq, a predicted model, not a curated record
AAUUAAAGAAAUGGCCGAGGUUAUUGUAUUAUUUAAUGGUUAUUCUACAAAACUUGGCAAUGAAAUAAUGAAAGCCAAUUGUUCUUGUACAUUAAUAAAGGCAUCGAAGAAUAUUAUCGUUGAUACUAUGACAGCUUGGGACCGAGAAAAAAUAAUACAAGCACUUUUUAAACAUAAUAUUACACCUGAAAAAAUUGAUUAUGUCGUAUGUACUCAUAGUCAUGCCGAUCAUAUAGGAAAUAAUAAUCUUUUCGAAAAUGCUGAACAUAUAAUUGGAACUUGUGUUCACCGUGGUGAACUAUUUUUCAAUAAAAAUUUUAAAGACGGAUAUAAAAUUUGCCCAGAAGUUAAAGUUAUAGCAACCCCUGGACAUACACCGGAUGAUGUUACAGUUUUAGUUGAAACUACAGUUUCUGGGAGAUCUACAUGUUUUGCUAUUACAGGAGAUUUAUUUGAAAAAAAGGAAGACAUAUCAGAUCCAUCGAUUUGGAAAGAGUUAGGAACUAUAGAAUUACAAAAAACUCAAUCACUUAUGCGAUCUCAUGUAGUAGAUUUGGCAAAUCUUAUAAUACCUGGACAUGGGCCCAUGUUUGCUGUUACUGAUGACAUGAGAAAAAUUAUUAGGAGUCAAAUAAUUCUAUAACAUCAUAAUGUAUAUAUGAAAAUAUACAUUUCUGUAGCUAUACUCUGUAUAUUUUGUAACAAGAAUUUUAUUUAUUUGUAAUAUUUGAUUAAGUCUCACGUAUUUGAUUAAUACUCACAUUGUUUUUACAAAUACUUUAUUAAACACUGUAAAGUGUAGUACAUAGUAGACAGUAUCAGAUAGUAUCACAACAUUAUUAUAUAUAUAUUAUUAUAUUAUAUUAUAUAUAUAUAUAUAUAUUUGUAUACAUUGCAAUGAUUAUUACAUAUUAUUUAAUUCACAAAUGUUUAGAAAAAGAGCAUUUAAAUAGCUAUGUGCUACGAUCCUGCUUGUUAUGCAAUAUCAUAGUAAGUCAAGUAGUAUUUUGUAUAAUUAAAAAAUAAUUUACUAAUUUAAAUAUAGGUAAUUGUAGAAAGAAUAGCAUACACAUGUUGUAGAUAUAUUUUCUUAAUAUGCUGCAAUUUGAGUAUUCACUUUUAAUAUUUAAACUACAUAUUCAAAUAUUUUUGUUGUGUUCACAGCCAACAUCUAAAAUAAGACUUCACAUACUUUAUUCAUAACUUUCAUUUUUCAUGUUUUAUGAAUAGUUCAAAUGUUACUGAUAAUAAAUCAUAGUUGAAUAUACUUGUACAUUAUGUACACACAUUUAAUGUUGAUAUAUAAAAAAUUAUAUAAGUAGAUACCUGACAAAUAUAUGUGCCAUAUGUAACAAAUAUGCAAUUAUCAAUAGCACUAUAAGAUUCUGAAAAAUAAUUACAGUACAUUUUCCAGAUAAUGCUAUUUUAUUUAAUUCUUGUAUUCUUAUAAUUUGUAAUAUGUAUUUUGUACUGUUCUGAGAACAAUACUGUAUUAUAUGUCAUUUAAAAUAUGUUAAAGUUUUUACUUAUAAUCAUUUUCACAGAAGAAUUUUAUAAUUUAUAUUGUAAUUUUUGCGAGGAUUGGCACAGUUUAUAAUUUCUGUCUAUAAUAACCUUUCCAAUAAAUUGUUUUAUGUUGAUUGAUUUAA